Molecule: messenger RNA, 880 nt
Organism: Theobroma cacao (cacao)
Lineage: Eukaryota; Viridiplantae; Streptophyta; Magnoliopsida; Malvales; Malvaceae
Gene: LBD20
Product: LOB domain-containing protein 20
Biological process (GO): hormone-mediated signaling pathway; positive regulation of DNA-templated transcription
Cellular component (GO): nucleus
Source: RefSeq, a predicted model, not a curated record
UUUUUCUCACAUAUAAGCAACCAAACUCACCACCUUUCUCAUUUGCGCUCUCUUUUUAACCCCAACCCUAACACUAACAUCCCUCAAAUGGCCGAGCCACAAUGCCAUGGCAUGUCUGAAACUCGUAGGAAGGGCACCAGCAAGCAUGCGACCAUGCUGGUCGAGGCUGAUGAGCCGGUGGUGGCGGCACCUGCCCCAGUCCCAGCAGCACCAUGUGGGGCAUGCAAGUUCUUGAGGAGGAAGUGUAUUAGUGGGUGCAUAUUUGCACCCCACUUUGGCUCAGACCAGGGUGCAGCCAGGUUUGCUGCCGUGCACAAGGUGUUCGGAGCUAGUAACGUGUCGAAGCUCUUGCUUCACAUUCCGGUGAACCGGAGACACGAUGCUGUGGUCACGAUAUCGUAUGAAGCUCAGGCCAGGCUAUCGGACCCGGUUUAUGGUUGUGUCUCAACCAUACUUUCUUUACAACAACAGGUAGCUUCUCUACAAGCUGAGCUAGCAAUGGUGCAAAACCAACUGAUUAACAGUCGAUUUGCCAUGGCAAAUGCCCUCCAAAGCUCCCAGCAACAGCAGCAGCAACAGCAACAGCAUAUUGGAUUGCUGCAGCCAGCAUACUCAAACAACUCCUCAGCUUCCAAUAGCCUCAUCCACAUGAGCAACUUCACCUCCAGUUUUGACCUCGUGGCUGAAACUGCACCAUCCUCUCAAAGCCUGGACCGUCUCGAUCAGCUCUCCAGGCCAUGCCAUGACGACGAAGAUGAUGAAGAAGAGAGCCGGAUUCCGGCCAUUUUCCGCCAAUGAACUUAUUCACCGAAGAUAAACUUUAGGAUUUUUUUUGUCUUUCCUUUUUCAUUUCCAUUAUAAAAUUAAUAAAACUUUUAUA